AUGGAAUCACCGAAAGACGUCAUGCUGACUGCGACUCCGACGGCAGCGUCGUCCUAUGGGGAGCCCCCCGCUCCGCGGACGCGGUUAAUCGGCGCGGGUAACGUCCACAGGGGCUCCAGGUCCUACAGUAUCCAAAGCUUUGGGCGGCGCAGUUCGCGUGAUGCAACGCCGCUCGAGAAGCAGCCGACGAUCCGGCGGUUUCAGAUCGACGAGCAGCAGAUAUUCGGCUCGACCGGCCUGCUCAUGCCGCUCUACCUGUCUCCCCUCAUCUACCAGGGGACUCCGGAGAGUCUGUGCCUGUACUCGGUGCUGCUGCCACUCUGCUGGUGGGCCACGGGAUCGAUUCCCCGCUGCGUGGCCGCACUGGCACCCAUGGUGACGCUGCCCGUGCUGCAAACCAUGAGCGCCGACGACGCGGCUGCCGCCUUCCUCACGCCCGCGUCACUGGGGCUCUUCAUCGUCCUGGCCAUCACGACGGCGGGUUACUCAAGCGGCAACAUGAUCCCCAGGCUGAGCUUCACAGUGUGCAGCAAAUACGGACUCCAGGUCGUGCCGCUGUUCCUGUGGUUGGCGGCGGUGACGUACGUGACGUCACUGUUUGUGCCCAAGGCCGUGGUGGCCGUGCUGCUGAACCUGGUCGUUGACAAGAUCCUCAGCUGCAUUCACCACUGCGAGCUCGACAAGACGCUCAUCGAGCAGCAGGACCAAAGAGAGGAGCCGGAAAAACCGUCCCCACAGCCAGUUCAAACCCGCCAGGCCUCCGUAACUUCGAUCGAGACGGAGCGGCUGCUUGCUGAGUUGGCCGAAGUCGUCGUUCAACUGGACCACGAGUGUGCCGACUGCAAAAAGAUACACAAGGGCUCGUGCCGUCCCCCGGAACCUCAACGAGAAAAGUGGGAGAUCGAGGAGCCGCCACUUCCGGCUCCUCCUACUCGACGGCAGCCCUCGUUGGUCUCUGGGAAUGCGUCCAGGAGGCGGCGCAGCUACGGGAACUCCAGCACCGGUUCCCCUGGUGCAUUCUCUCCAACAAGCACAACGGAACAGCGCUACUCUUCCUUGAAUCUGCGCCUCUACCAGAUCAAGAAGGAAGGAAAGUCUGCACUCGACAGUUGCGCGGAACAUCUUACUGCGCAGCAGCAGAGCGCGUCGCCUGCCCCUCGAAGCGGCGUACCGGGCUGCUCCACGCAAUCCACGCCUUGCGCCGAAGUGAUUUCCAACCGCUCCGUGAGUGCAUCGCCGUCUCCUUGCAAGGCCGGCACAGACCAGAAGGGCGCUGCUGCGUGUCAGAAGCAGGCUAGCGCUAGCUGCCUUAGCUCGGGCGCCACGUCCACCUUCGAGCAAUCGGUGGUCAAGAAAACUGUCGCCUCGCAAGGAACCAAGGAACAAGGAACCAAGAACAAGGAGGAGGCUGUCGAGCGGACCGCUGCUGACGGAGGUGCCGACAAGGGCAAACACGAGCGGGACAAGGGCGGCGCCGUCAGUUCGACAUCGAAGAAGAAGAAAAAGCGCUCUCGGCACACCAAGGUGCCGCCCAACCCCAAUGAACCAGCCACGGUGGCAUCACCAAAGCGCCAGCGCAAGCGAGCUCACAUCGGGGACAAGGAAAACGUCAUCGAGAUUUCCCGAGACAACCUCGAUUCGAAAGCCGACCCGGUAUCGGUGACGCCGACUUCGCCGCUGGUGUCAGCCGUGGCGUCGAUUGCGUCGUCGGUGACACCUGCCUUCGAGACGACGCAGUCUGCGACGCCGGUGCCCGUCGGUGGAGAAGCGGCAGCCGUGGACAUGCGCCGCCCGUCCAUCCUGAAGUUGCCUCUGCGACCCAAGGGUUGGGUGCCAGGCCUGCGGUACGGAGCUCAGAGUGGCACCACCGGGCUGCGCAAGUUUUCGACGGUCGAGUUCGGUCUGGCGCACCAGGUCGACAUCGUGGACGACGAGCACGAACAAGACCGAGAGGAAGAGGACCGCGAGCGCCCCGAAAACCUACUCCGUACGAGGUUCUCCGCCGACGUGCCGGUCAAGAGGCCGGACGCCGCCGCCGCCGCAGGACCUCGGGACUCCGGUGGACUGACGGACAAGGCGGCGGGGACGAGCCCGGCCACUUCGCCUUCGUCGCCGAUAACCAGCGAGAGCCGCACGGCGUCGCGCUGCAAAGCGCGGCGAUACAGCGUCGCCGUGUGCGUAGCGUCGCCGAGCGGCGUCGCGAUGACGGAAGCGGAGUUGGCGCAGCGAAGAGCGCUCGUCUCCGCCAGGCGCCAGUUCAGCAGCAGCGCAAGCAGCCUCGCUUCUGUGGCCAGUACCAAGGAAGACAAGCUGGCGACUCGUCUUAGGCUGCAGAUGUCUCAACGGACCGCGUUCAUGCUGUGCUGCUCGCUGGUUACCAUGACUGCCAGCCUGUCCAGCUCCCUGACAAUGGCCGCCAUGGACGCGCUCACUCAGCACGCCGUCGUCAAGCGGGGCGCGACGGGUCUGCUGACGUGGUUGCUGCUGACGACGCCCGCCUCCCUGGUGGCCACUGCAUUCUGCUGCGCUUCCCUGUACGUUCUCCACCUGCGAAAUCGGUACGCUGUUAAACAUACCACGCGUGUCGUUGUGUCGUUCCGUGGUGGAGCUGCCCUUUAA
This is a messenger RNA of Dermacentor silvarum, 2619 nucleotides long. RefSeq lists its product as uncharacterized. The transcript is spliced from 16 exons. The coding region runs from base 1 to 2619 and encodes 872 amino acids. Lineage: Eukaryota; Metazoa; Arthropoda; Arachnida; Ixodida; Ixodidae. The record is from RefSeq and is a predicted model, not a curated record.